Molecule: messenger RNA, 786 nt
Organism: Maudiozyma saulgeensis
Lineage: Eukaryota; Fungi; Ascomycota; Saccharomycetes; Saccharomycetales; Saccharomycetaceae
Source: the annotation of a GenBank genome assembly
AUGAGUAUGGGACUUAGUGAGCUUAUUAAGCGAGAGAUUGAGAAAAAACGGAAAGAAGCAGUUGCUACUAAAGAGAAAGUACAAGAAGAGGAAGAAGACCUCGGCGGCAAAGAUGAAAAGCCAUCGAAAGAGACAAAUUUAUCACAGAUAAAAGAUGAUAUACCUAUUGAUCCUAGUGAAGAUUUAGAUACUACAAAGAAGAGAUAUAAUGAUGAUGAAUCCCUUCUGGAUAUACGUGCAAAGAAAAUAGCAAAAAUCAUUUCAGAAGAAAAGAAAACCCCUAUGCAAGUGAACAUUCUUAUUGAAGACAUUCAAAAUUUAGAUAAUGAGACUAUACGAAAGAAAGUGUCCACACAAUGUAAUAGAUAUAUUCAUCAGAUAUUAACUCAAUGGUCCAAACAUGUAAAAGCCUAUCAAGAUGGAGAAUCAAUGUUUGUAGAUACUAAAAAAAAUUUAUUUCCUUUACUUGUAUUAUUAAGAAAAAAUACACUUCCAAUUAAAUUACUUACUACUUUAAGUAGUCUUUUAUAUCACUUACAACGUGACACUAAGAUAGAUAUGGAAUCUAGUUUACAACUUUAUUUGAAAUUAAGUAUUGGUGAUGUUGCAUGGCCUAUUGGUGUUAGUGAUGUUGGUAUUCAUUCAAGAUCCGCACAACAAAAGAUUAGUAGAUUUGGUAAUAAUGAUGUAGCUAAUAUUAUGAUAGAUGAAACAACUAGAUUAUGGAUUAUUAGCAUAAAAAGGUUAAUAAGUUUUAAAUCGUGGUUACUUAAACAAAAAUCAUGA